Messenger RNA from Zasmidium cellare ATCC 36951, 2415 nucleotides. RefSeq lists its product as uncharacterized. Bases 1 to 2415 code for a protein of 804 amino acids. The record is from RefSeq and is a predicted model, not a curated record. The transcript has 2 exons. Lineage: Eukaryota; Fungi; Ascomycota; Dothideomycetes; Mycosphaerellales; Mycosphaerellaceae.
AUGGACUACCGCCUCCUCGCCACCGCACAGGCGGAUGAGAUCAAAGAAAAAGCAGAAUGGGAAAUCGAACUCGACCGUGUGCCUCUGCACCGGAGGAUCCUACAGCUUGGAGAAUUCUGUGUGUCAUUCGUGCUUCUGAUGGGUGCCUUUCGAGCACUCUUCAUGUUUGCAUACAUAAUGUCUCCCGCCUUGCAUCUCGCAUGGGACAUUGAAAGCAUUCGAUAUCCAUUCAUGGCAGCCGCUCUUGCGUAUAUGCUGGCGAUCAUGCUUCAACUCGAUGCGAUGAGCACUCUAAGAUGGGCAAUGUCAGAGUUCGACUUUGCUCUUGCUGAGACGCUCACGAGACUUCCAAUGUGGUACGAGGAUGUGAACACUCACCAGCUCAGAGCCAUGCUUGCCGACUUUUUGAACCCGGUGCAGAAUGCUGCAGUCCCUCCUACCCCCCAACAUGCCGGUUUCGAGAUUCCUCAGCCUGCAAAUAAUGGUGUGCCCGCGAAUGGCGCACCUCCUGAGUCACCACACGUAAAUGAGAACGUCCCAAUCCAUCGCGAAGCUUCCGGUGGACCUCAGGCCGCAGCAAGCAGCGGAAUGCAAGGCUUGCACGCUGUGCCGCCGAAAAGGAGGCCGAAGAACAUCAAAAUCGUAGGCCAGAGUAUUCAGCGCAGCAAAUCUGGGAAAAGCUCAACACAGCCCUAUGCUAUGCACUCACCACCACGGAUCAGCCCUUACGGAUACAACACGCUCACUCACGGACGGGUCUCUUCUGUUCCCAAACGUAAUGCACCAGUAGCAUCAAACAACGGACCAUUACACACAUCUGGGUCUGGAGCAGCCGCACAGACAAAGGUCGCUUCUGCUAGGCCGGUCACGUUGAAAGUACCCGCAACGAUCAAAUCUCCUGGCGCCAUUUGGGGUGAAUUGGAACCUCGCCUCUUUGAAUAUCAGGCUUUAGUCAGAGAGAUUCAAGACAUUAAGAAGCACUGGUGCUCGUUCAGCUAUGACCUGAAGCCAUUCAAAGCACGUGACACCCUAGCAAAAGCGAGAGCCCUCCAAGCGACAAUGAAUGGAGACCAAGAGCUACUUUUCGUUAAGAGCAGAUGGGGUUCAGUGCCAAUGCUCGAUCCAAUUGUUGCAACUUUGAGCGACCAGAUUUCGUUCUUCGAGACCAGAAUAUCGGAAGCCUCACCGGCAGCUACAAAGAUACCAAAGCAGUACCGCUCUGACGACAACCCUGAAGUCGUCGAGGUUGAGGAGAGACCUGCAAACAUACCCUUCAGAGGCAAAAAGGCCCGGCUAGCUGCCGAGGGACCAGAUUGGGUACACGAUAUGCACAGAAAGAUCGAGGCGGAGCAUGCCGCCGAAUACUGGACACCCGAGAGAUUGCAUUUGAAAGAUGUCGCCAUGGCUGACUACACGCCCCAAGAAACCGUGCGAGAAAUCGACAUUCUCCGACCUAGACUCCGCGCCCUCGGACGUGAAGCCAUGGCACUUGUCGAAGCCUACGCUGGUGUGCCCGCCGAACCGUGGUUUCUGGAAAGGCUAGAAAAUGUUGUCAAAGCAAACUUGCACAUUCCCGAUCUUGUUUUCGACAAGGCUGGCCUGGAAGCGAGAGUCGAUCGAUGCAUCAUUGAAGGUGGAUUGCUUAGUAUCGACGUCUUGAAGCGACUGGACAGGCUCUUCCCAGCAGCAAAUGAGACUCUCCAGCAUCUUAUCGCUCUAGAUGCCUCCACAAAACACAGCAGGACGCUGCCAGAUGUGGGCGAAGACUGGCGAGAGCAAGACUGGCUAGUAAAGAACCUUGUUGAUCAGGCACAGUCCAUCAUCAAAUUUCUCGACAUCAUCUGGGACUAUGCAAUGAAAAGCCAGCGGAACGAUCUUCAGGCGCUGAGAGACCACUUCAAUAAUAUGGUCAAAGAUCGACGAAGGAUAUUCUACGAGACCUCGGACGUUUUCUACCCUCCUGCGCUGGCGAACUUGCAUCAGACAGCUAUGCAGGUUCGGGAACCAGUGCUUCGAAUGGAGGUCGUGCUCGAUAGAGCCACGCGCGAGACAGUUCGUCGCGAGCUACGAGCUGAUCUGGACGAUCUUGUUAAGAGGCUCGAGAAUGACAAGUUGGUGCUCUCUUACUCCAGACAGUGUCAAGUCAGCGGAGUCCGAGAGGCCGUGUAUACAUUUGGGGGAGUCGUUGCGAGAGAUCUCCAGCCUGGGAGAACGUCCAGCGACAACUUCCUAUGCGGCCCGCGAGCCCUCGUGAUCUUUCUGCAAGCCUUUGGUGCGCUGUCUCGAGGUAUUGACGCCGAGAACAUCCUUCUGAUGAUGUACGAGGAUUUCUAUGCCAAACGCAACACCUCUCUGCCCCUGGCGCUCGGAGCAAGCUUCUACCAGGGUGUCGAGAAUGUGUUGAGGCAUGGUUAG